Messenger RNA from Tripterygium wilfordii, 1397 nucleotides. RefSeq names its product WRKY DNA-binding transcription factor 70-like. The transcript has 3 exons. Gene Ontology annotation, biological process: regulation of DNA-templated transcription. Lineage: Eukaryota; Viridiplantae; Streptophyta; Magnoliopsida; Celastrales; Celastraceae. Gene Ontology annotation, molecular function: sequence-specific DNA binding; DNA-binding transcription factor activity. The record is from RefSeq and is a predicted model, not a curated record. The coding region runs from base 268 to 1236 and encodes 322 amino acids.
AACCUUAAUCCCACUCUCCUCUAUUAUUCGUGUACAGCACUCGCAUAUAAGACAAGCCUGGACAAUAACAUCUCCGCGUGGUUAUCACAAUUGCGCGUGGACCAAAAUUCCGUAUACUGCGGAACUUUCAACAGGCCUUCCAUCAACCUUCCUUGCAUAUUCCCCAUUCCCUCCCCCCCUUAACGCGUAAAAGGGGGUCGGUCUUCAGAGUUCAGUCUAUUCUCUUCACUUCACUUCCCCUCUACGCACACGUACACGCGCUUCAUAAUGGAGUUCUCAUGCCCAGAAAACAAACCGGCCGGUCGAGGAAAGGCAAUCGAAGAGCUCCAACAAGGUUUCGAGCUCGCAAAACAACUUCAGAAUCUCAUGAUUGCUAAAUCUUCACCAGGAAAUAACGAGAAGUCUGUGUACUCAUCAUUUGAUGAUCUAGUUGAGAGGAUAUCGGAUUCCUUCAGUUAUGCUAUUUCGGAAUUCAGUAAUGAUCAGUGCAGUGAAGUUAAUCAGUCUCCGGUGAGUAUGGCUGGCCGGAAGUCGGAGGAUUCCGAGAGGAAUAGCAAGAGUACUACUAUGACGGUAAAAAAUCGAAGAGGAUGCUACAAGAGGAGAAAGACAGAAGACACAUGGUCAACAGAGACCCUUAAUUGGGUGGAGGAUGGACAUUCAUGGAGAAAGUAUGGCCAGAAAGAGAUCCUCAAUUGCAAAUACCCUAGGAGCUAUUACAGGUGCACAAACAAGUCAGAUGGUUGUCCAGCUACGAAACAUGUGCAACAAAUCAGAGAUGAUCCCCCAACAUACCGUACAACACAUUGCGGCAACCAUACAUGCCAAGAUUUGCUUAAACAAUCUCAAAUUUUGUUGGAAGAUGAUUCUGAUUAUGCUGCGGACUCUUCUGUUCUUGUCAGCUUUGAUAACAGCAGCAACCUCAAGAACAAACAACAAGAUCAUAACACCAUCUUUAAUCCCUUUUUCUCCUCCUCCUCCUCGCUUUCAAUAAAGCAGCUGGAUCAGCACAAUAUUGUUGAUCAAAAUUAUAAUAUAGUACAAAGUGAUUUCACCCAAAACCAACCCUCAUUGUCCGAUCAAUAUCUCUUCUCUCCUGAUGAAUUUACUGCCUUUGGAUCACUUUUGACAUCUGAUCAUGCGGAUCGUGCCAUUUCUUGCACUGCUAACCUUGACAUGGGAUCCUUUGAUGGCUUUGAGGUGGAUGAUGUGCUUAAACAAUAUGGGUUUGAGUAAUCAUGCAUGAUGCAGAUUAAAUCAAACUUCUUAGUAAUUAGGAGAGCUGCCUUAUGUUCAAUGAUGACGUGAAACAUUGUAAUUAUAUAUGUUCUUGUUGUCGUAAAUAAGAAUAAUAGUUGCAGAAAUUGAAACCAUGCAAGAAACAAUUUUAUUGAUCA